Messenger RNA from Pestalotiopsis fici W106-1, 714 nucleotides. RefSeq lists its product as uncharacterized. The coding region runs from base 1 to 714 and encodes 237 amino acids. NCBI's taxonomy places the organism in Eukaryota, Fungi, Ascomycota, Sordariomycetes, Amphisphaeriales, Sporocadaceae. The record is from RefSeq and is a predicted model, not a curated record. The transcript is spliced from 2 exons.
AUGUUUCUGAAACGCAAGCGAUCAGAGUCGGAGCUCUCGUUCUCGUCUUGCAGUACAGGCAGCGCCUUCAACUCUCCGACACGUACCGGAGCCGCUCUGGUCCAUUCGGAUAGCGAACUCGCAUCGCCACGGCAUCGCUCCAUGGCUACUCCUUCGCAUCUGCACAGCCGUACGAUGAAGCGGUUCCGCGACAACCGUCCAUCCCAGGACGAGGUUCACCAACGGACACUCAGCAUGCUCUUCUCGGCCGCGCAGAGAUCGGAAACCCAGCCACAUCAAACCAACGCCGCAUCGUUACCACACCACCACCAGCAACACGCUCCCGCCGCUCACCAGGCCUCUUUGCAUAAUUUCUGGAAACUCCCCCCUCAGAGCUUGUCGGCGGCCGCGUCGGCGGCCAUGGCGUCGCCGCCAGUGGAUACUUCCAUGUACGCGCCAGCGGACUGCGAGGAUUGCGGGCGAGGACUCUGCAGUGAAGAUGACGGCGACGACGCCAUGAUGGACGUGGACAUGGAGGCCAGCGGCGGGCUCGAAGCGGCCAGCUGUGCCGGGUGCGGAAAGCACGUCUGCUCGCAUUGCUCCAUCACCAACAUGGGGGAGCGGAGGCGGUGUCUUGGCUGCGCCGACACAGGCAGUAGUGGUGCGAGGAAAGGUUGGGCUGGGGGUCUGGGAUGGAAUCUUCCAGGAAACGCGAGCAGCUUUGGGAUAUGUUAG